UUCCGAAAGCUUUUCUCCCAAUUUCUUUCCCAAGUGUGACCUCAAAUGAGGCCAAAUACAGAAUGCCAAGCGUCCACUUUUGUGUCAUGAAAUGCACACAGAAAGCGCAUGAUGACUAUUGGUUAUCCUGCUUUAAGGCAUCAGUUACUGUAAGGAAAUCUGCUGCUUUGAAUUGGACAAAAGCCCUUUCUGAAGGGAGCGGUGCGUAUCCGAUGUCUGGGAAUUCCUGGAUGUUUAUUGACAGCUGACUGCUGGAAAACGACCCAGUUAAAGACAUGGCUUGUGUUCUGUUGUUGAACUUUCUGCUGAAUAAAGCGAGUGAUUUAUCGACACUCUUCUGCACGUGAGUCUGAUGAUUAUUUCUGUUCUGGCAGGUUUUGACUGGAUGUGACUCGUUCUCACACGCGGCCUGAUUAAACCAGUGCGAUUUACCCUCAUUAGCAUGUUUCUGCUCUCCUCACAAUAAAGCCAUUCACUUUUCUAGAUAAUAAUGACGUCGCUCAUGGAUCAGGGUGAGGACAUGGGCCUGGUGACGCCGAUAGAGCUGAUGGACCCUCAGAAGGACGACGACCCCCAGUGUCCCGAUCACUUCAGGCAGAGCCUCAUGCUUCAGCUGAUUGACGAUCUGUCAUAUGAGGAUGUAAAGAAGUGCUACAGGGGUUCAACCGUCAGCAAAUAUAACUCCCAGUACCACAAACUCUUCUCGGCCGUCCCGAAGGAGGAGAUCCUCAUGAAGGUUUAUUCCUGUGCUCUGCUGCGGGACAUUCUGCUGCAAGGACGGCUUUACAUUUCUCGAAACUGGCUGUGUUUCUACGCAAACCUUUUCGGGAAAGAUAUCAAGGUUGCCAUCCCGGUGGUGUCUGUGCGACUGGUGAAGAAACACAAAACGGCCGGCCUGGUGCCAAACGGACUGGCCAUCACCACCGACUCCAGCCAGAAGUAUGUGUUUGUGUCUCUGCUGUCGCGGGACAGUGUGUACGACGUGCUGAGGAGGAUCUGCACACACCUGCAGGUGAACGGGAAGAAGAGUCUGAGUCUGAAGCAGUUCCUGGAGGAGCCUGGCUCUCUGUCGAUGAUGAAUGGUGUGCAGGAUGAGUUUCCGGUGGCCACUGAUUUCACGCCGGUGUUGAAGUGGCGCAGGAAACCUCCGUCUCCGUCCGUCUCUUCAUCGCUGCCGGACCUGCUGGGAAACUCCACGAGCAGCCUGAGCGCCGGAGACGCAGCGUACACCGCAGAGACGCCGCUGGAGGAGAGACGGCUGGAGGCCGAGAAGAUCCUGCUGACUGAACCCGUGUCUGAACUGGGUCACAUGGAGUAUCAUCUGCUCAAGUUCUUCAUUCUGCUCAUCAUUUUGCUCAUCAUUUCAUCGUGUUAUCUGGCGUUUCGCGUCUGCAGUCUGGAGCAACAGCUGUCUUUCCUCAACACACAACCAGCCAUGAGCAUGAGAGAGAGGUAACCCUGGUUUAACCCCGUGCCAACACUGAAACCAGCUUCGCCACCAGGAGAGCAGCGUCUGCAGACGACUAAACCAGCUCAGUUACAGGUACAGCACUAGUCAAGAAGUAGCUAGCUAACCGACGAGCGACCGCAAGAUUCCCGGCACCAGGAAUAUUAGCCAGGCUUCACCUAACAGCUCCGCAUCUAGAAAUCUCCAGGACUCAGGACCGAUCAGGAUUACGCUGGCGACUGUUACGAGCAACGUUUUGCUGUCGUUGAACCCAAACGUCAAGAGACUCGAGACGGCCGCAUAGUUUCACUUUUUUAACUCUUUCUAUGUUUGUCUGUUGUUUUUUUUCUAAUAAAUGACCUGAAAUGUGCAUGUUUACCAGUGUUUAGUUCACUGAGAAAAAAUCAUUUUAAUGAGUAUUUUUGUCUUGUUUACUUGUAAACUAUUUUGUUAAUAUUUUAGCAUAA
Messenger RNA from Cyprinus carpio (common carp), 1914 nucleotides. It is a transcript of the gene gramd2ab, whose product is annotated as GRAM domain-containing protein 2A. Gene Ontology annotation, biological process: regulation of store-operated calcium entry. The record is from RefSeq and is a predicted model, not a curated record. Gene Ontology annotation, cellular component: organelle membrane contact site; extrinsic component of cytoplasmic side of plasma membrane; endoplasmic reticulum membrane. The transcript is spliced from 11 exons. Gene Ontology annotation, molecular function: phosphatidylinositol-4,5-bisphosphate binding. NCBI's taxonomy places the organism in Eukaryota, Metazoa, Chordata, Actinopteri, Cypriniformes, Cyprinidae. Bases 491 to 1456 code for a protein of 321 amino acids.